Papaver somniferum (opium poppy) is the source of this 1015-nucleotide messenger RNA. RefSeq names its product hydroquinone glucosyltransferase-like. The record is from RefSeq and is a predicted model, not a curated record. The coding region runs from base 1 to 966 and encodes 321 amino acids. The transcript has 2 exons. NCBI's taxonomy places the organism in Eukaryota, Viridiplantae, Streptophyta, Magnoliopsida, Ranunculales, Papaveraceae. Gene Ontology annotation, molecular function: UDP-glycosyltransferase activity.
AUGAAAGCUUUGUUGCGUCUUUGUGAGUUCAGAGAUGUACCUGAAAUGAUUCAGAUUCCGGGUUGUGUACCGAUCUGGGGAAUCGAUCUUCUGAGGCCAUUAAGAGAUCGGAAAACAGAGACUUAUGCAAGUGUGAUACAUUAUUGGAAGAAGUUGAGUUUGGGAAAAGGCAUCUUCAUCAAUAGCUUUGAGGAGAUUGAACAUGGUGCUAUCGAGGCUUUGAAUGGGAAACAAUGGGACAAUCCUCCCGUCUACCCAAUUGGACCACUAAUCAGAACAACGGGUGUGCACAAUGAUGGAUCGGAUGAGUCAGGUUGUCUGAAGUGGUUGGACAAUCAAUCACAAGGUUCUGUUCUGUUUGUUUCGUUCGGCAGCGGUGGAACCCUCUCAGGUGAGCAACUAACAGAAUUGGCUUUAGGGUUGGAAAUGAGUGAACAAAAAUUCCUGUGGUUUUUCACAAGUCCUACACCUAGUGGAAAGGCUGCUAAUGCAUCUUACUUGUGCGCUCAAAAUUCUGUGGAUCCCUCUGGAGUGUUACCUAAAGGGUUUUUGGACAGAACCCAAAAUUCAGGUUUGGUUGUUUCUUCAUGGGGACCACAAAUUCAAAUCCUGGAGCAUGGAUCAACUGGUGGGUUUUUAACCCAUUGUGGGUGGAACUCAACCCUGGAGAGCAUCGUGCAUGGAGUCCCCUUAAUUGCAUUCCCACUCUUUGCAGAGCAGACGAUGAACGCAGUGAUGCUCACUAAUGAUAUGAAAGUAGCUAUAAGGCCGAAGCCAGUGAAAAAUGGUAUUAUAGGACGUGACGAGAUUUGUAAGGUUGUCAAGGAACUUAUGGAAGGUGAAGAAGGAAAGAGACUUAGGAGUAAGAUGGAAGAACUUAAAUGUGCUGCGACUAGCACAUUGGCUGAAGCUGGCUCCUCAACUAUAGCAUUUGCUAAGGCGGUGAAAGCCUGGAAAAAUUACUAGUUAUCUUGCAUUGACAAGUAGAAAUAAAGAACCAGCCAUGAGGGAAAUG